Messenger RNA from Symbiodinium pilosum, 899 nucleotides. Lineage: Eukaryota; Dinophyceae; Suessiales; Symbiodiniaceae. The record is from the annotation of a GenBank genome assembly.
GUGCUGGUUUUGGCGCUCGCAACCGGCAAGCCGUGUUCGGUACCUUCGCGGCUUUCCAGGAGAUGAUCCUUAGUGAGGUGACAAUGGCGCGCCUCAACCACUGCAAUGUCCUGUGCCACUUCAGCCACAGCGGCGUGGAUGACAUGUCCGAUAACACCUGCCAUUUUGGCCUGAACAACUUCUUCGCGGACAAUGGCCUCCAAAGUGAGACCUGUCCUGACACGCAUCUUUUCUUCCCUGCCGAUGUCCAUCAAACUUCGAAGUUGGUGGAGACGGUCUUCUGGAAGCAAGGUUUGCGCUUCAUCUACACCACCCGGUCGAAGGUGCCAGAGUUACUGGAUGAGCAAGGCAAUGCCUUCUAUGCAGACCGUGAAGCUCUUCAGCUCGGGACGGAUGAUCUGAUCUGUGGCGACGAAUCUUGUGAUGGCUACAUUGUUUCCUAUGGCGAUGGCUUGUAUCGGUCGAUGGAUGCAGUGCGAAGGCUCCGGCAGCUGGGAGUCAACAUCGGCUUGGUAAACAAGUGGCACGCCAACGCGGUAGACGAGCGGAUGAUGAACAUCAUCGGCCGCUCCAAGUUUGUCCUCGUUGUGGAGUCCCAAAGCAUCCGCACCGGGCUUGGCCUGCGCUUGGGAACUUGGCUGCUGGAACGCAAUCUGACGCCCCGCUUCGGGCGCUGCGGUACGCACCGUGAUGGUUGCUGUGGCACGUGGGAGCAUGCUUACCACCAAGGCUUCGACACAGCUUCCAUCACCCAGAAGGUUCUCGACCUGGGCAAAAUUCACCCAGAGCUGGCAGGCAAAGUUGAGAAAGACAUCAGGGCUCCGUUGUAUGAGAAUCACAAACAGCGGGCGGUGGCACGCCCGCUUAUUUCAAUCCCCCCGGCCUCGGGUCAAUGCUGA